Diorhabda sublineata is the source of this 2200-nucleotide messenger RNA. Its product is annotated as bifunctional purine biosynthesis protein ATIC. Gene Ontology annotation, molecular function: phosphoribosylaminoimidazolecarboxamide formyltransferase activity; IMP cyclohydrolase activity. The transcript is spliced from 8 exons. Lineage: Eukaryota; Metazoa; Arthropoda; Insecta; Coleoptera; Chrysomelidae. The record is from RefSeq and is a predicted model, not a curated record. Bases 156 to 1937 code for a protein of 593 amino acids. Gene Ontology annotation, cellular component: cytosol. Gene Ontology annotation, biological process: 'de novo' IMP biosynthetic process.
UUUCUUAAUUUACUUCUGUAUUCUGUAUGUUUUGUUAUCCAAGUUUAUCGCUUGUGACCUUUUUAUAUUUUAUAAAAGCAUAAUCAUUCAAGAGUAGUUUAAUUUCGUACAUUUAUCAUUGAGUUAUAUACUAGUAAUUAUAAACUUGCGUUGCAAUGGCAACAGGUGGUAAAAUAGCAUUAUUAUCAGUCUCAAACAAAUUGGGAUUAGUAGAAUUUGGUAAGAAUUUACACAAUCUUGGAUUCACUUUAGUGGGAAGCGGUGGUACUGCUGCUAUUUUAAGAGAUGCUGGUCUUACAAUCAAGGAUGUUUCUGAUAUUUCUGGAGCACCAGAAAUUCUUGGUGGCAGAGUGAAAACAUUACACCCUAUAGUACAUGGAGGAAUUCUAGCAAGACUUUCACCUUCAGAUCAAGAAGAUCUAAAAAAACAAAAAAUUGAAAUGAUAAGAAUAGUAGUGUGCAAUUUAUAUCCAUUUGUAGAAACAGUUUCGAAUCCACAAGUAACAUUAGAUGAUGCAGUUGAAAAUAUUGAUAUUGGUGGAGUAACAUUAUUACGAGCAGCAGCCAAAAAUCACCAAAGAGUUACAGUAGUAACAGAUCCUAAUGAUUACUCUCUUGUUAUACAAGAGCUUAAGAAUAAUCCAGGAAAAGAUACUUCUUUACAAACUAGGCAAACUUUGGCAUUAAAAGCUUUCACACAUACUGCUGAAUAUGAUGCCGCUAUUUCAGAUUAUUUCAGAAAAGAAUUUUCUAGCGGUAUAUCUCAAUUAACAUUAAGAUAUGGUAUGAACCCUCAUCAGAAACCCGCACAACUUUUUACAACACUUGAAAAACUACCAUUAACUGUCGUCAAUGGAUCACCAGGCUACAUUAAUUUAUGUGAUGCACUUAACGGUUGGCAAUUAGUAAAAGAACUAAAAGCGUCUUUAGGUCUACCAGCAGCUACCAGCUUCAAACAUGUUUCUCCUGCGGGUGCUGCUGUAGGUGUUCCUUUGGAUCAGAGUCAAGCUAAAGUUUGCAUGGUUGAUGAUCUUCUAGAAAAACUAUCGCCACUAGCUAUUGCUUAUGCUAGAGCAAGAGGAGCCGAUAGAAUGUCUUCUUUCGGUGACUUUGUAGCUCUUUCAGAUAUUUGUGAUCAACCUACAGCACGUUUAAUAUCCAGAGAAGUAUCAGAUGGAAUCAUUGCUCCGGGUUAUACACCUGAAGCCCUCGAAUUAUUAAGAAAAAAGAAAAAUGGAAACUACUGUGUUUUGCAGAUUGAUCCGAAUUAUGUUCCAAAUCCAACAGAAAAAAAGAUCCUUUUCGGACUAACUUUAGAACAACAAAGAAAUAACGCCGAAAUAAAUAAAACGUUAUUUUCAAAUAUUGUAUCCGAAAAUAAGACUCUUCCCGAUUCUGCUAUUAGAGAUCUUAUUGUCGCCACCAUAGCCCUCAAAUAUACACAAAGUAAUUCAGUUUGUUACGCUAAAGAUGGACAAGUUAUCGGUAUUGGUGCUGGUCAACAAUCUAGAAUCCAUUGCACAAGAUUGGCUGGCGAUAAAGCUGAUAAUUGGUGGUUAAGACAACAUCCCAAAGUGCUUAACAUGAAAUUCAAGAAAAGUGUUAAAAGGGCAGAUAUUUCUAAUGCAAUAGAUAAUUUCGUUAAUGGAACUGUAGGUAAAGAUAUGGAUAGAGCUACAUUUGAAGCAAUGUAUGACGAAGUACCUAUAGAGCUAACACCAACUGAAAGGCAUACGUGGCUUAGUAAUUUGACUGGAGUUGUUGUAGCUUCCGAUGCCUUCUUUCCAUUUAGGGAUAACGUUGAUAGAGCAAGACAAAGUGGAGUCUCGUACAUCGGUAGUCCCUCUGGAUCUACUAAUGACGAAGAAAUAAUUAAAGCAUGCAAUGAACACAAGAUUGUUUUAGCUCACACAAACUUACGUUUGUUUCACCAUUGAUUUUGGUCCAAUUAUUAAAUUUAUUAUUCUUUUGUUUUUAAUAAACUUCUUUUUGUAAUCAUGCAUAUUUUUAUUCUACUUUCUAUAAAAAUUUAAGGAUAAACUGAUUCAUACAAGGCAUUUGGAUGAAAUAUAAUUUUUUGUACAUGGUAUUUAGUAGAUUACUAUAGUAAUUGCUUGGUAGAGGGUUGUAUAAAGAGUAUAACAUUCAAUAAUAACCAUAUGUGUGCUUAUUUAGAUGAAUAAAGGAAUAGUAUAAUUCA